AUGACGUCGAUAGGCACAGGCUACGACCUGAGCAACUCCAUCUUCUCCCCCGAUGGUCGUAACUUCCAAGUCGAGUAUGCCGUGAAGGCAGUCGAGAACGGCGGCACAUCCAUCGGUAUCCGCUGCAAGGAGGGCGUCGUUCUCGCCGUCGAGAAGAUCAUCACCUCCAAGCUAUGGAAGCCCAACGCCAACAAGCGCAUUGCCACCAUUGACAGACAUCUCGGUGUUGUCUACUCAGGCAUGGUUCCCGAUGGCCAUCACUUCGUCGACCGUGCUCGCGAAGAAGCACGCGGCUGGCGCGAUACCUUCAAGACCCCCAUCUCCACCGCCGACCUCGCUGCCCGCAUGGGCGGCUACCUCCAAGCCUACACCCUCUACUCCUCCGUCCGCCCCUUCGGUAUCACCGCCAUCGUCGGCGGCUUCGACCCCUCCCAAGAGUCUCCCGUCGACGGUGAGGUCGGUUCUGGCCCCAAGGUCGGCGCCGGAGGCAAGGACGAAUCCAAGACCCACGGCGGUCCCUUCCUCUACAUGAUCGAGCCUUCAGGUCUGUACUGGGGCUACUACGGUGCCGCCACCGGCAAGGGCCGUCAGGCUGCCAAGGCCGAGCUCGAGAAGCUCGACCUGGCUGAGGGAGGCCUGACGCUGAAGGAGGCCGUCAAGGAGGCUGCCCGCAUCAUCUACGUCGCCCACGACGACAACAAGGACAAGGACUUCGAGCUUGAGAUGAGCUGGAUCAGUGACGUGAACGGUCCCACCAAGGGCCGUCACGAGGAGGUACCCAAGGAGCUGCGUGAGGAGGCGGAGCGGUUAGCCAAGAAGGCGCUCGAGGGCGAUGAUGACGAUGACGAGGACAAGAAGGAUGAUGACAAGAUGGAAGAGUAA
This is a messenger RNA of Colletotrichum chrysophilum, 882 nucleotides long. RefSeq lists its product as uncharacterized. The transcript is spliced from 3 exons. The record is from RefSeq and is a predicted model, not a curated record. NCBI's taxonomy places the organism in Eukaryota, Fungi, Ascomycota, Sordariomycetes, Glomerellales, Glomerellaceae. The coding region runs from base 1 to 882 and encodes 293 amino acids. Gene Ontology annotation, cellular component: nucleus; proteasome core complex; proteasome core complex, alpha-subunit complex. Gene Ontology annotation, biological process: ubiquitin-dependent protein catabolic process.